Molecule: messenger RNA, 2489 nt
Organism: Paramormyrops kingsleyae
Lineage: Eukaryota; Metazoa; Chordata; Actinopteri; Osteoglossiformes; Mormyridae
Gene: wipf3
Product: WAS/WASL interacting protein family member 3
Molecular function (GO): actin binding
Source: RefSeq, a predicted model, not a curated record
UGCGCGAGGGCGGCAUUGUCCUGCAGCGGCGACUGCAGAAAGCUGCGAGGUACGUUUGCAAAGACGCGGACACCCCUGACAGCCACACCGGUCUUAAUCUCGUCCAAUUCAAGUGUAGUUGAAAAGACGUACAUUUUUUGUUCACUAGUGAAGGAGUAUUUGGACACGAUCGCGUACGGCGACGUUGUGCGGCGGGGGGUCCGUGCAUUAAAACUGUAAGCAGAUAAAACGAUCUGAGUGGCGCAAAAGUUCAGAAGCGACGCUGAGUCCCUCCAAGUGCUGAGAGCUUGGCAAUGCCUGUUCCCCCUCCACCUCCUCCGCCACCCCCCGCACCUCCACCACCACCUCCUCUCCACCCUGCCCAACCACCACCGUCCUCCUUAACGCCUCAGGGAUGGUCAGAUCCCUCGAGGAGCCAGCGGCCGGCGACGGGAGGACGCAGUGCUCUCCUGGCCGACAUCCACAAAGGAGCCAAACUCAAGAAAGUGGCCACAGUCAACGACCGCAGUGCGCCAGUGAUCGACAAACCCAAAGGCAGCCGUCCAGAUUCUGCUGUAAACAGCGGCGGCCUGGGUGGGUCUGGAGUUCUGGGGGGGCCUGUGUCCUCCGGACCCCCUCUGGCAGGUCUUUUUGCUGAAGGCUUUCCUGUACUAAGGCCGACAGGUCACAGGGACACAACUGCGCCGCGGUCCAGCGGCUCUGGGUUGAGGCAGCCGGUUUGGAGUCCCCUGGCGUCUGACAGCUGUCUCCUUGAGGCCCCCGACGUGGCUCCCCCCCCGAAACUUCCGGACAGAGGGAGUCCCAUGCGCUCCGCCGUAUAUCCGGCGGUCCCCGCGCCCGCCUGUAGCAAACCCUCGCCGCCCCCUCAUGAGCGACCAAUCAAAGCACCGCCUGCGCCACAGUGCCCGCCCCCUGCUCCUCCUCCACAAACCACCAAGCCCACCUGGCUGCCGGUUCAGCCCCAUUCGCUUCCCCAGCCGUCUAUUCCGCCUCCACCUCCUCCUCCGCCUCCCCCAGCCUUCCCUCCAUCCAGCAUCCCCGAACGCUCUGCCAGCUUCUCUUACCCUGCUGCCCCCCUUCCUCCUCCCCCACCCCCCAUGCAGUUUGGUAACUUUCGGGACCCCCCACCACCGCCACCCCCCCUCCCCUAUUCCAUUACAUCAAGCUAUCCUUCAGUUCCGCCCCCACCCCCUCCGCCAUUGCAGCCCCCGCUGCCUAAGGUACCCCCUGUCCCAUCACCCGCUUUCAGAGCUGGAGUCCCCCCCCAGGCUCCCUCAUACCCCACUACAGCCCCAAGCCGGCGACCCCCUGCGGUUCCCAGACCUACAGGUGCAGGAAGGUUUGCUCCACCCCCCGCUCCGCCCGCUCGAUCCCCUGCUACAGAGCUGUCCAGCCGAAGUACGCCUCAGAACCCUCCCCCUCCCCCACCGCCGCUUCCACCUUCGGUCACGAGAAACGGUCACCUGCACAGUCUGGAUGACUUUGAGUCAAAGUUUCAAUUUCAUCCGAUUGAUGAUUUCCCUCCCCCGGAUGAAUUUAAACCAUUUCCUCGAAUAUACCCGAGCAAAGAAGCGAGAGAGAGCACCAGACCUGCUCCUCUACGGACGCACAUGCGAUGAAUUCAGCCUGCUGGGUUCUAGUACAGCAGCUCAUAUGAGAGAGUCGCAAACCUUCCACCUCCCUUAGGGGCUCAGAGCCUUGGAGAGGCAGCAGCGUCCGACUGACUCCCGCUGAGAAUCUCCGGCGUGAAUCACGGCUCUCCGAGUCGAUCAGCCGAUCGGCCGCCUUUCUCUCAUGCCAACAUGUAUCCUCUCAAACAGCGGACACUGCAUUGCUUGACGAUCAGAUGACCUGGUUUGCGCCCUUGCUCAAUCAUCCUUGCACAUCCCAUGCCUUGGGGUGCUGAGACUCUGUCCUUCUUGGGCCCCGGAUGACCUUUAACCCAUGUGAAGUGUCGAUUGUGUUAGAGGUUUGUAAAAAGAGCAUCAGCUACAUCCCUGCACUGGAGCACAGCAGGAACACUUCUGCUACCGGCCUACGUGAGCCAUCAUAUUAUGCCUCAAUUUUUUUUGUACUAAAUUAUUAACCUUUUUUGAAUAUUUUGAAGCUUGAGACAAGCAGAUAGAUGAGGCGCAGAGGAGAGUAGGUGCUGCUGACAAACAUUUUGUUAUUAGCGUUAUGUGUGGAUUGUUUUUAACGGAGAUGUAUCAGUAAAAAUGGGAGGAGCCAAAACGCCACGUCAUGGUCACAUCUUGUUUUGUGUGUCUUUUCUGUGCAGUGGAACCACAUUGUUUGUGCGCUUUCUGCUCUCUGGGUCGCAAACCAGUUAUUACUGGGCUGUUUGGGUUAGACGGUUCAGAUCUGACCUCAGUGCGUGUUUAUCGCUUGCUUUGGAGUCAUUGUCCUGAUCUAUUCUUCCUGAUUCUGCUUAAGUUAGAAUUGGGAUAUUGGAGUUUGGUGCUUGAUUAUUAAAACAAAACCCAGAACAA